Molecule: messenger RNA, 1756 nt
Organism: Capsicum annuum
Lineage: Eukaryota; Viridiplantae; Streptophyta; Magnoliopsida; Solanales; Solanaceae
Product: basic leucine zipper 61
Exons: 5
Coding region: 538-1440 (300 amino acids)
Biological process (GO): positive regulation of DNA-templated transcription
Cellular component (GO): nucleus
Molecular function (GO): DNA-binding transcription factor activity; DNA binding
Source: RefSeq, a predicted model, not a curated record
UCCUUACCAGCUGUUUGAUAGCUGUCUCAACAAUCUCCCCAUGUGAUGGCUUCUUAAUACCCCCACCAUACGAUCCCUUCUUUAAUUUGUCAAUUCAUAUCAUUGCAGACAAAUUUUAAUUCCUUUGCUUCGUAGUGAGACAAAUAAUCAAACUAAUAGAUAUAUGUUCAUGAGACAUUGUCUAUAUGAUAAUUAAUGAUAUGAACAUCCCCUCAUGUUUGUAUCUUCUCUUCUAAAGCCUUAUCCUUUUCAUUUCACAUUCUAAAAACACCCUUCCAAUAAGUUUUGAGUUUCUUUGAUCGGAUAAGAUAGUCCUUCCUUCAGGCAAGCAAUCAAACCUGACACGUCUAAUUUCAAGUCGAUCAACAACUGUCAGAUUCUACACUGAUGUAAAAUCAUCUUUCAUUCGGUAAGAAAUUCUUUCUCUUUAACACAAGAAUUCUCAUACUUCCAUAAUUUUCUUUUCAUAGUUGUGGAACUAGUUUUGUUGUUUUCUUGAAAUUCCAUCCACUUUGACCCACAAAAAGAAAGAAAGAAAUGGCACACUUACCACCAAGAGCGCCUAACAUGACACCAAAUUGGCCUGAUUUUUCGCUUCAUCAAAAAAUUGAAAACUUAGCUCCGUCCCCCCAUAAUUUAUGGGCGGACGAAUUCCUCGACUCAUCAUCGAGGCGCGGGUCCCACCGGAGAUCCAUGAGCGACUCCAUUGCAUUCUUGGAGUCGCCCAUGGUGGAAGAAUGUCGUAGGCUAUCCAGUACUACUCCAGGGUCCAGUGGGACAACUAACGGUCACGAGGAAUUCGAGAGGUUUGAUGACGAGCAACAAAUCAUGUCCAUGUUCAACGACGACAUAAACGACAUGUCCUGCUCGAAUCCAUCAUCACCUUCAGAUUAUAUCAACGUUAAUGAAGAUAAAAAGAUCAACGGCCCUGAUCAGUUGAUGCAGCAUCUUAAGAGUGAUCAAAAUGAGGAAAUUCAAAGUUCAUGCAAGACUAAUGAGGAAUUAGCACCAGCUAAUCAGAAUGCAAGUACUAAUAAUGAAUGUUCUUCUGAAAGGGUGGUUGAUCCAAAGAGAAUUAAAAGGAUAUUGGCAAACAGACAAUCAGCACAAAGGUCGCGGGUGAGGAAACUGCAGUACGUUUCAGAGCUCGAACGUAGUGUUACUACUCUUCAAGCUGAAGUUUCUGUACUGUCACCAAGGGUUGCUUUCCUGGACCACCAACGUUUGUUGCUAAAUGUUGAUAACAGUGCCCUCAGACAAAAAAUUGCAGCUCUUGCACAAGAUAAAUUGUUUAAAGAUGCUCAUCAAGAAGCAUUGAAAGUGGAAAUAGAGAGGCUGAGGCAAAUUUAUUACCAACAGCAGAUGGACAACACCACUGCACCAGUUGCUGAUUCCACUACUGCUCCUCCUGAGAUCAAAGUACAGCUUAGAGUCAAUUAGAAGAAAUACUACAGUGCAGGAAAACUAGACUAUCUGAUGCAAGAGGAGGGAGCAUUUAGUAAAUUCAUGUGGGAAAAUCUCCUUUUUAUCGGGGGAUCUGACAAGAUAAGAUCACUGAAUUGAUCUCUCAUAUCAUGAUGGACCCUAAGAAUUUUUUUUUUAACACUAUUUAGUCAUUGGUGGUCUUUAUUUUCCCCCUUUUAAAUGUUUAUUUCAUUGUAAUUCUUUCAACCGCAUACAAGAAAUAUUGUAUUAUUGGAAGGACAAGUGGAAUUUUGUUUUGGGAUUUGAACAAUGUAUUUAACAAUUAACGCUU